CACGAAUACGUGUGCAGUAAUUAAAUUACAUUUUAUUUUAUAAGCUAAAAUAGAUAAAAUGAAGCAUCAAGAAGUAGGUGUGGAUUAUUGGGCGAUGCUCAAAACUAUGUUUGCGUAUGGAGCUCUGACAGGUCUUUGUUGGAUAAUGUUAAGGCUUUUCCACGCCGUGUUCACGCUGCCGAGGCGACUGCGGUCACAACAGAAUGAUAUCCAGAACUCUUUGAAAGAGCUUCAGAAACGGUUUCCAGACCUCAAUAUUACAGAGGAAGACUUGCGAAAUGCUGAGAAAGAACUCGACGAACUAAUUAAAGAAGACAAUGAUAAGAAAGAAGCAAUAAAAGAAAAGGAAGCUCUAGUCGAAACAGAAGAAAAUAAAAAAGAUAUCUAAUGUCAACAGACUAUUUGAAGUUUGUAAUUAGUUUUUUGCACUAUAAAGAUUAAUAUUGUACAACGUACCUAUUGUAAACGUAAUAAGACUUUCUUUGCAUUAUGAAAUAAAGUUAUAACUAAAGUAAAUAUACUGAUAAAUCGUAAUGAUAAAUUGUAAACAAUAAAUAGCUUCCUCGUGUCUGAAACGAGAUAAUGUAGAGCUGCAACAUAAAGAGCUCAGUAGAAAACUGAGUAUA
This is a messenger RNA of Colias croceus (clouded yellow), 626 nucleotides long. RefSeq lists its product as uncharacterized. Lineage: Eukaryota; Metazoa; Arthropoda; Insecta; Lepidoptera; Pieridae. The transcript is spliced from 2 exons. The record is from RefSeq and is a predicted model, not a curated record. The coding region runs from base 59 to 388 and encodes 109 amino acids.